AUGCUACGUGGAAAAGUAGAUCCAAAAAAAGAAGAGCAGGAAAGACUGCAAGGCUUUUUGUUGGAAAUGUUAAAGGAGGAAGAGAAUAAGUAUUGUGCAGAUUGUCAAGCAAAGACUCCUAGAUGGGCGGCUUGGAACCUUGGGGUUUUUAUAUGUAUUCGUUGUGCCGGAAUUCACCGUAACCUCGGUGUUCAUAUCUCAAAAGUUAGGUCAGUAAACCUUGAUUCAUGGACACCCGAACAAGUGCAGACAAUGCGAGUGAUGGGAAACGAGAAAGCUCGCCAUGUAUACGAGCAUGAUCUUCCUGCUCAGUUCCGACGACCAACCAACGAUCAGCAAAUGGAACAAUUCAUUCGAAGCAAGUAUGAGCAAAAGCGGUAUAUUCUUCGCGAUUUCGUUUAUCCAACAGUCAAUGCUAGUGAGUUGCCGAAAUCUCUGGCACAAGCUUCGAAAAAAAAUGGAACGCCAGUGGUCAGCAUAACAACUCGUGGAAACACUGCUAUAACUAGUAAUGGACAUAGUUCUGCUAGCCCCUCCGCAGCUCCAUCGCUACUUGAUUUCUCUGAUCCACCUGCCCCCACAUCGGCCACUAAAAACUCUGUCAAUUUCUUCGACGAAUUUGAAGGACUGAGUCUUAACAAUUCGGUUUCAACUGCUGCACCACCCACUCAUGCAUCUAAUGACGAUUUUGAUGAUUUUGGAUCAUUUGUAUCAGCGAACGCACAAUCAGCAGCGGCUACAGUUCCAACGAUCGCUGCUUUCGCCGACUUUUCAUCUGCUACUACUACAACUUCAUCAGCAGUGCCUUCUUCAGGACUUAGUGAUCUUACUUCUCUGGCUUCCCCCGAAAAUGGAGGAGACAAGAAAAAGACCAAUGCCGACAUUCUGUCGCUGUUUGGGCCAUCUGGAGGGGUUGCUGCUUCUAACGUAGUGGCUCCUGGUGGCUUCGCUGGAUUUGGGUUGCAAGCAGGCCCACAGCAGUCACAAGCUCCUCAAAACUCAUUCCCAGCAUUUGGAACACCACACGUUCAACCACCACAAAAUGACAUGUUCGGUGGACUUUCGGGAAUUAAUUUCGGAACACCUUCGGCAGCUCCCCCUCAAAUGACUAUGUCCCACAAUCCUCCGCAAAAUUUUAGUUCCGCAUUCGCAUCGAUGUCAUCAAAUCAAAGUCAACCAUCAUUCAGUCCCAAACCCACCCCAACUUCUCCAACCAGCUCGCAAGGCUUCAACAUCCCAAAUAAAUCGAAUGCAUUCGCUGAUUUGGCUCUCGGGAAGGUUAUGAAAACGAAUUAUGGACAAAGUGCACUGCAUUCUACGCCGACCUCUUCAUCCGUCAAUCAUAUGUAUUCUAUGCCAAUGUCCACGUCAUCUUCUUCCAUGGGGACUACAACUGCGACCAACAACGAUUUGUUCGACAUGUUCGCAUCAGCUCCACCUCCAGUACCUGUAACUGUCAAUUCUUCUUCCGGUUUGGAUGACUUGUUAGGACUCUAG
Caenorhabditis remanei is the source of this 1497-nucleotide messenger RNA. RefSeq lists its product as uncharacterized. The coding region runs from base 1 to 1497 and encodes 498 amino acids. The transcript is spliced from 5 exons. Gene Ontology annotation, molecular function: metal ion binding; GTPase activator activity. The record is from RefSeq and is a predicted model, not a curated record. Lineage: Eukaryota; Metazoa; Nematoda; Chromadorea; Rhabditida; Rhabditidae.